AUGGGGUUCCAAGAGAAGCGCCACCAGGUGGAUAAAGGGCUCGACAUGGAGGGCAAGCCGACGUGGGUCAUCGCCGGGAUCUCGCUGCGCUCCCCGUUGAAGCCGAUAUACACCGGCUCCCCGCGGAGCCGCGGCGAGUGGGACGACGACGGCGGCUGCGGCGGCGAGGAGGAGGAACUCUCCACGACCCCGACGGGGGAAGAGGCGAGGAUCCCGGUUAAGUUCACGUGCCCGCCGCCGGCCCCGAGGAAGCGGAAGCCGGCCUUGAAGUACCGCUACGACGGAGUUAGGAGUUCUUUAACCCUCCGGAUUUGGAGAGCGUGUUCAUGCGCAAAGCCGAAAGGGCUAACUGAUUAUGGGAGAGAUUUGUGUAGUUGUUAA
Messenger RNA from Eucalyptus grandis, 381 nucleotides. Its product is annotated as cyclin-dependent protein kinase inhibitor SMR6-like. The transcript has a single exon. The record is from RefSeq and is a predicted model, not a curated record. Bases 1 to 381 code for a protein of 126 amino acids. Lineage: Eukaryota; Viridiplantae; Streptophyta; Magnoliopsida; Myrtales; Myrtaceae.